This is a messenger RNA of Arvicanthis niloticus (Nile rat), 553 nucleotides long. RefSeq names its product hemoglobin subunit beta-like. The record is from RefSeq and is a predicted model, not a curated record. Gene Ontology annotation, biological process: oxygen transport; hydrogen peroxide catabolic process. Gene Ontology annotation, molecular function: peroxidase activity; oxygen binding; organic acid binding. Gene Ontology annotation, cellular component: hemoglobin complex; haptoglobin-hemoglobin complex; blood microparticle. NCBI's taxonomy places the organism in Eukaryota, Metazoa, Chordata, Mammalia, Rodentia, Muridae.
GCUGGGCAUAAAGGGCAGAGCAGGGCCAGCUGUGCCUGCACUUACUUCUGGCACAGCUGUGUUUACUAGCAGCCUCAGCAGAACCACUAUGGCAGGGCUGACUGCUGAAGAGAAGGCAGCCAUCACUGGCAUGUGGAAUAAGGUGAAGGCAGAAGAAUUGGGUCGUGAGGCCCUGGAAAGGCUCCUGACUGUCUUUCCACAAAGCAAGAUAUACUUUGACCACUUUGAAGUCGUCUCCUUCCGUGCUGCCACUGAAGGUAACCCCAAGCUGAAGGCUCUUGGAAAGAAGAUGAUGGAAUCCUUUGGUGAGGGCCUGAAACACCUGGACAACCUGAACGACACCUUUGCCAGCCUGAGUGAGCUGCACCGUGACAAGUUGCAUGUGGAUCCUGAGAACUUCAAGCUCCUGGGCAGCAUGAUAGUAAUUGUGCUGUCUCGACACUUUGGCAACAGAUUUACCCCAGCACUGCAGGCUGCUUUUGAGAAGUUCGUGGCUGCUGUCGCUGCUGCUAUGGCUCACAAGUAUUACUGAGACCCUUCCUUUCGCAUAGUC